Molecule: messenger RNA, 522 nt
Organism: Penicillium longicatenatum
Lineage: Eukaryota; Fungi; Ascomycota; Eurotiomycetes; Eurotiales; Aspergillaceae
Exons: 2
Coding region: 1-522 (173 amino acids)
Source: RefSeq, a predicted model, not a curated record
AUGCACUCAAGGCAAUACCAAAAGGAACCGAGGGCUCUCUAUCCCCGAGCUGGAGCACGCAUUGGCGACGAAAGGGGUGAUCCCAAAUUUGAUAGUGAUAACAUCACAGCUUAUGACGAAAUCCUCUCUGUCUGCGCUGGACUUGUUACAGUCGAUGAGGAAAGCAACGUCAUUCGCCUGGUUCAUUGUACAGUGCAGGGAUACCUCGAGAGGACACAGGGAUAUUGGUUCCCGGAAGAUGACGACAAUAAUCCUGUGAGAUAUGCAAACCCUGAGACAUACAUCACGCAGGUUUCCCUGACUUACAUGUCAUUUAAUUCUUUUGAAGAACAAGCACUUAGAUCCUGGGAGGACAUCGAAGACCGAUUGGAGUCAAGCAAGCUCUACGGUUAUUCUGCCCAGAAAUGGGGACAUCGUGCUCGAAAGGCCUCAAGUAUCCUACCUGAGAUCAUGAAAUUUCUCAAGCGCGGUAACAAGAUUGCAUCAAGUCACCUGCUAUGGUACGACGAUCGCCACUUUUAG